AAAACUAGUAUCUAAAAUAGUUGUUUUGUGAAGCCAAUUCUCAGCUACUGUUUUUGUUGUUGCAGUGGUUGCGGUGGCUUGUUGUGUGUGUGAACCCCAUCCCUGGUUGGUUUCUCAGCAUUAACAUGCAUUUUGCAGAGAUACCCAUGUGGUCACAAUUGUCAUGCAUGAGCAGCAGCGAUGGCAGAGCGAGGUGAACUGCCAGGCAUAGUGCUUCGCCUCUCAGUGCUGCUGCUGCUUCUUGGUUUUGCUUCUGUGCAGCUACAAGGAUGGGCUUCUCGGAACUCUGUGGGUUAUGGUUCUUUACAGGCAAGGUUACAGAGAUUGGGAAGAAGUGCGAGGAGAGUGAAGCAUGUUUCGGUCGUUUAUGAAAAGGUUGAGGGUCAAGAAAUUCCGGGUCGGAUUCAGUGCAGAGAUGAUUCGUGGAGGAAUAGAAGCAUCCCAAAUAUGGAAACAAACAGGCUGGCGCGUGACAGACCAUGCAUGUUAUCUAAAGAGGAGACCGUCUCCUUUGUUACUCUUUUCGUGAUGCCGGAAGUUGAGACUGCCAGCGAUCGUUUCUCCGAAGCAGUUGAGAAGAAGUUUGAAGUGAGAAAGGUGAAGAAGAGCAGGCAGGAUGCAGUCCUCCGCGCUUUUUUGGAGUCCAUUCAGGUAUCUAUGCCAGGCACUACACGAGUGACGAUUAUUACGAACCAUAAUAAACUCAGAGGAGAACUACCGCAAGACAUUGAUUGGAAACCAACAUCAAGACACUUUAGUCGCCGAAACCUCAUGAUUCAGAGACUUCAGUCAUACAUUGAAUUGCUGGAUAGUAUGAUCGAGGAUCGGAAGAAUAACAGCUCCAGCCCAGUAUCGCAUGCAAUAUUCUCAGAUUUUGACAUGAUAGUGGUAGAUGACUUGGGGUGUGUGUUCAAAGAAUUCCCUCACUUUGACAUCGCCUUUACAUUCCGGAAUAACCAGAGGCAGCCAAUUAACUCUGGUGUUAUUAUGGUUCGGGGGACGUUUGGGAGCUUGUCAAGGGCAACACAACUGCUGAAAGAAGUUGUCAAAAUUUACCUGGCCAAGUUCAGACAUGCAUUCGGCGUGCUUGGAGAUCAAUUAGCACUUGCAGAUAUUGUAAAAGGUACAUUACAAGCGAGAGCAUUUCAAGAAGGCGUUCCUGUAGAGGCAACUGUGAUGACCACGAAAACAUUGUUUUUGCCUUGCGUCAUCUACAAUUGGACGCCUCCUGAAGGUGCUGGACAAUUUCAAGGAAUGCCGACUGAAGUCAAAGUUCUCCACUUCAAAGGUCGAAGAAAACGACUCAUGAUACAAGCAUGGUAUUUUUACAAGAAGCAGGGUGUUCUGGAUUUCUACAAAAUGAAAUGCCUCGUCCUGAAGAGCGGCCGUUCAAAAUAUGACUACUAAGGGUAGCCUCAUGCUUUUCUCCAAACAGCUGAAGAAAUUUAUGUUCUUGAACUUGUUUUCCAUCUGGCAGUCAAGUCAAGCAUGGAUACAUUUAAGGGGAAAGAAAACCGUCGCACUAUCAGAUCAGUGCCGUUGAAAUGGCACGAGAAAUGAAGGAAGAGUGCCUUUUUACUGGAGAAAUAAAUUUCAAGUAUUAUUGUGUCGAAGAAAUAGUGUUUGCCCACUAACCCAUGCCCGAUCACGUGUAGACUGAUAAAUACUGGUCAAACGAUUUUCUUCACUUUUCGACAAUCUAAAAUCAUGUUUCUUAUUGAAAAAUGAGAUGACGAUUGAAACUGGUUGCAUAUACAUGAUUUGAAAUGAAAAAGCCAAAACUGUCAGACGAGCUAUCAUGUGAAAUUGAUGUACUUGCGGUGAAAUUCGUCAUGUGAAAGAACAUCGACAUGGUGCAUUGUUUUUUACGUGUGACAAAUGAAAUGGAACCAUACAAUUUCCAAAAGAAAAAUAAUCGAAAUUAUUUAUUUCUGGGCUAAUUAUGCUUUAGAAACCUGUGUCCGGGAUGAAAAAGGUCAUUCCCCACCGUGUGUCCUGAAUACCGCAAGAUACUGAACUGAUCGUCAACUAGCCUGGUAGUCGUGGACAAAGUUGUAGGAACUGUAAGUGAGUCUAUCCGAAGAGACGUUUUUACAUCCCUCCACCUCAAUGAAAGAGUAUGAGCUGCACCGAAUGGGGUGUCGACUCAUGGCAACCUAGGCUACGGCUUCCUCCGGCUGGCGGUACUUGUACUCUCCCCUGUCACCUCCGAACUUCCAACCAUGGCCGAGCAGUGUUGCACGGUUCCGCUAACGGCCCAAGUGCUGCCGAAGUCCUUGUGUAGAGCUCAUGAGACAGGCAGGGGAUUGUAGAACUGAAGGAAAAGGGUGAGGAGGAGGAGGAGGUUAGCAGGGAGUGAGUGAUUGCACAAUGACGGGUGGUGAAGACGAAGGAAUAGAGAAAGAAGCUUGUGUGGGUAGCUUGUGUUUUGUGCAGCCCCAUCCCCUGUACUUGCCUCCUCCGUUCUAUGGAAAGCUUAUAGGCCAGGUGG
Messenger RNA from Physcomitrium patens, 2491 nucleotides. RefSeq lists its product as uncharacterized. NCBI's taxonomy places the organism in Eukaryota, Viridiplantae, Streptophyta, Bryopsida, Funariales, Funariaceae. The record is from RefSeq and is a predicted model, not a curated record.